AACUUACAUAAAACACACACAAAAAGAAGCAAAAAUGGCGGCUUACUGAUGCAAGAGCUUGCCAUUGAUUCAUCAAACAAGAAACACAAACACCCACAAAAUCCCCAAAUCAAAUGCAUCAAAAUCUCAAAAAUGCAACCAAAUCAAUCCCUCCUCAGCUUCUCUUCUUCACCAAUUCUCUCCGCUCAUUGUCUCACUCCUCAUCUCCUCUAAACCCAACCCUAAAACCCAAUAAAGUUACAAUCUUUCCACUCAUAUUUCAUCAUUACUGUCACUCUACAACAUUCCCAUCAUACCCACUUCACCAAAUCCCCAGUUUCCGACUCAACGACGUCGUUCACAGCGUCAAAGAAUGGUUCCAAACUCAAAAUUACGCCUCUUUAGAUCGAGUUUUCGAGAUUUUGAGCAACCAAGAUGAAGUUGACGAGGUUGCCCUUGAUCAACUCGGUCUUAGAUUGACUGAGUCAGUUGUUCUUGAGAUUCUUAGAUAUGGUAAUGCCAAAAACGAUGUACUUUCUUGUCUUAAAUUCUUUGACUGGGCUGGGAGACUGUCUGGUUUUCAUCACACACGUGCAACUUUUCAUGCAAUUUUUAAGAUUUUGUCUAAGGCUAAAUUAAUGCCACUUAUGCUUGAUUUUCUUGAUAAUUAUAUGAAGUUUCGGUUUAUUAAUCAUAAGCUUGGUUAUGGGUUUUACCCUACUUUGGUUAUGGGUUACUCUGUUGCUGGUAAGCCUUUGGUUGCUUUGCAAUUGUUUGGUAGGAUGAGGUUUCAAGGGAUUGAUUUGGAUGACUUUACUUAUCAUGUUCUGCUUAAUUCUUUGGUUGAGGAGUGUUGUUUUGAUGCUGUUGAGUGUAUUGCUAAUCAGAUUUCGAUUCGGGGUUUCACGAGUCAUGUUACGCAUUCCAUUGUUGUUAAGAGUUUUUGUAAGCAGCGAUUGUUGGAUGAAGCGGAAGGGUAUUUGCGUGAUUUGUUUGUAGAGGGGGAGUGUGGUAAUGGGUCGGCUGUAGGUGUGCUUGUCGAUGCGUUUUGUCGGGAGGGUUUGUUUGAGAAGGCGGGGCAGUUGGUUGAGGAGUUUAGGGGGUUGGGGGUUACGCCUAUGGAGCCUGCUUAUGAUGUGUGGCUUCGGAACUUGAUUCAGAGCGGGAAUGUUGAUUUGGCCUUGGGGUUUUUGCAGCAUAAGAAGUCGUUAGAAACGUAUGUUCCGGAGGUGUUUCAGUAUAAUGCUUUGUUAUGCAGGCUUUUGAAGGAGAAUCGACUCAAAGAAGCUUGUGAUUUGUUGCUUGAGAUGAUGGAAGGUGGGAUUUCUCCGGAUAAGAUCACUAUGAAUGCUGCAUUGUGUUUCUUUUGUAAAGCUGGAAUGGUGGAUGUUGCACUUGAUUUGUAUAAUUGCAAAUCUGAAUUUGGCCUCUCGCCGACUACUAUGACUUGUAAUUAUCUCAUCAACUCUUUAUGCGGAGAGGGGAAAGUCGACGAGGCAUACAGUGUGUUGAAGAAUUGUACUGACCAAGGUUAUAUCCCUGGUAAAAGAACGUUUUCGAUACUUACUCAUGCUUUAUGUAAGGAAGGAAAGCUCGAUAUGAUGAAAGAGCUGGUUGAUGUUGCUCUGGAGCGUAAUAUCAUACCGAGUGAUUCCAUGUUUGAUAAGUUUAUAUCAGCUAUGUGCAGGGCUAGGAGGUUAGAAGAUGGGUACUUGAUACAUGGAAAACUUAACCGAAUGAACCGCGUAGCUACAAAGUCUACAUACUCAAAUUUGAUUCACGGUUUUAACAAAAUUAACAAGGGUGAUGUUGCUGCAAGGCUGCUUAUUGAAAUGCAAGAUAAGGGUCAUAUCGCUACUCGGACUUUGUUCAGAGCAGUGAUUCGGAGUCUAUGCGAUAUGGAAAACCCGGAAAAUCAGUUUUUCAACUUGUUGGAGAUGCAACUAUCUCAUCAUGAACCUAAUUGCCAGAUUUAUAAUUUCUUUAUCGAUGGAGCUGGGCAUGCAAAGAAGCCUAAUCUUGCAAGAGAAACUUUUGAGAUGAUGCUUAGAAGUGGGAUCAAACCUAAUCUGAGUUCUGACAUUCUUAUGUUACAGAGUUAUCUAAAGAGCGAGAAAAUAUCUGACGCUUUUAAUUUUUUUAACGAUUUAUGUCACAGAAGAACGAUUGGCAGAAAGCUAUGCAAUACCAUGGUUGUAGGUCUUUGCAAAGGCCAAAAAUUGGAUUCUGCAUUGACCUAUUUCAAAGAAAUGAAGGGUAAUGAAGUGGUUCCUAGUAUUGAAUGUUACGAGGUUCUUAUACAGUCAUUGUGCUCGAACAAAGAUUACGAUACGGCGAUAGAUCUUGUUAAGGACUUCGAGAAAACAGGUCGUCAUAUUACAUCCUUUAUAGGCAACAUAUUUUUGUUGCAUUCCUUCAAAAGCGACGAGCUCUAUAAUGCCUGGCUUCGAUCAAGAGAGGAGCACGAUGAGGGUUCUUCCGGUCUUUCAAUUCUUGGGCAAAUAAUUGGUGCAUUUUCAGGCCGUCUUAGAGUGAGCCAAGAGAUAGACUCCUUGGAAGACGUGAUUGAACAGUGUUUCCCGCUUGACCUAUACACAUACAAUAUGUUAUUGAGAAGAUUAAGCAUGAUUAACAUUGAUUAUGCUUGUGAAUUGUUCGAUAGAAUAUGCCAGAAUGGUUACGAGCCAAAUCAAUGGACGUACGAUAUCUUAGUUCAUGGACUUUUUAAGCAUGGAAGAACAGAAGAGGCAAGGAGGUGGGUGGAUAUAAUGUUUCGGAGAGGGUUUGAUCCGACUGAUCGAACUAAACGACUCAUGUAAAAGGUAACACCGAAAACUCGUUGACAUGUUCUAAGUUCUAGAUAUUUUGAUAGAAGAAAAGGGUACCUGAUAUUUGAUUUAUUAUAUUCUUGUUUUCUGGUUUUA
Messenger RNA from Mercurialis annua (annual mercury), 2903 nucleotides. RefSeq names its product pentatricopeptide repeat-containing protein At1g71210, mitochondrial. Gene Ontology annotation, molecular function: protein binding. Lineage: Eukaryota; Viridiplantae; Streptophyta; Magnoliopsida; Malpighiales; Euphorbiaceae. The record is from RefSeq and is a predicted model, not a curated record. Bases 114 to 2798 code for a protein of 894 amino acids. The transcript has a single exon.